AUGAUGUGGCAGCGAUUUAAGCGUACUCCAAUACUCACGGCUGAUCAACGUGAAAUUUGUUUUAAUUAUAACGGACCAUUCAAUUCAUCACCUUUUCCAAUAUUUCGAUUAUCACCAUUAGGUUUAGUCUUUGGCAAAUAUAGCGGCAAACCUCGCUUGAUUUUAGAUCUAUCCUGGCCACAUGACGAAAACAAUACUUCUUCUAUUAACGACUUGAUUGAUAAAGACGAAUGUUCUAUGACUUACUCUACUAUUGAUCAAGCUAUCCAUACUGUUCUUAAAACUGGUCCUAAGGCUUUCUUAUGCAAAUGUGAUAUAGCUUCAGCUUUUAAACUACUUCCUAUUCGUCCAUCGCUUGUUCCUUUCUACGGGUGCCAUUGGAAUGAUCAACUUUAUUUCUUUGUUAGACAUCCUUUUGGUGGACGUAGUUCGCCUCGUAUUUUCGAUUGCUUGUCACAGGCUUUAGAAUGGAUUCUUCUGAACAAAUACCAUGUGCAAUACUGCCAACAUCUGCUCGAUGAUUUUCUUACUGUUGAUUGUUCUGAACAAGAAAGUCUUCGUACUACACUGUAA
This is a messenger RNA of Rotaria socialis, 573 nucleotides long. NCBI's taxonomy places the organism in Eukaryota, Metazoa, Rotifera, Eurotatoria, Philodinida, Philodinidae. The record is from the annotation of a GenBank genome assembly.